AGGAAGUGAACUGGUGCUGGCUGCACUGGCCGCGCAAUUGAGCUUGGCUUGAAAGGACUGAUCAACUAGGCACAACAAGAGUUAUUCUGAAGGAACUGUCUGGGGACCGGUUGUCGAUGAGGGAAUAAAUCAGUACUCUUUAGAAUAGGCCGACUGUUUCCAAAAUACUGAGUGACAAGAAUAAAUAAAAUACGGAAAAUGUUUGAGAAUUUCAGAGAAAGAUUGCAUACGGUGCAGCAAGACUUUUCAACUGGGAUAAAGACUCUGAGCAUCAAACCAAAGGAACCCAAAGUCAAAAAGAGGAGAGAUGACAGUCGUCCACAGUUCUCAGCAGGUGGGGAGAUUCUCAACCGGUAUGAAGACAUGUGGGUGGCUCUCCACAAAGGAGUGAGCGAGUGCGCGAAAGCCGGAGAGGCGGUGGAUGGAGAUGUGGUGGUGCUCUUGGCGCACUGGGAGACGCGGAGGGCGGUGCUGACGGGCCUCCAGGAUCAGCUCAGAGAGGUCCCCAGCUUCCUCAGCGACCUGGGCUCCAUCACCUCCCGCAUUGCGCACAUGGAGGCGGACUGCGAGGAGAUGGAGAGUCUCUUGAUGCACCUGGAGAACCUGUGUGGUCAGUGUGAGCUACAGCGUGCCAAAAACUACCAGGACGUUCAGCUGGAGAACUACAAGAAGAAGAAGAGGAAGGAUCUAGAAUACCUCAAAGUGGAGCUGGAUUCUGAGCAUGCUCAGAAGGUUCUGGAGAUGGAGCACGCCCAGCAGGUGAAACUGAAGGAGAGACAGAAGUUCUUUGAGGAAGCUUUCCAGCAGGACAUGGAGCAGUAUCUGUCCACAGGAUACCUGCAAAUCGCAGAGAGGAGAGAGCCAAUAGGAAGCAUGUCUUCAAUGGAGGUGAACGUGGACAUGCUGGAGCAGAUGGACCUCAUGGAUAUGUCGGACCACGAGGCCCUGGAUGUCUUCCUCAACUCCGGGGGAGAUGAUAACAGCGUAGCCUCACCGAUGCUGGGGCCGGAUUCGGAGUCGUUCCCCGCAGAGAUCACGCUGAGGGUGCCCACGCAGGCGGAGCUCAGGCAGAAGCUCUCCUCCCUCUCCCCCGCCGGCCCGGAGACGCAGGGAGGCGAGGAGGCCGGGGGGUCCCCGCUCGUCCAGCGAGACGAGGAGGAAGUCCACCCCGAAACAGAUCUACCCGAGGGCGGCCCGCCCAAAGAUUCGGACGACAGCGACUCUCCAGCCUCGUAGAGAGAGGCGCCACGUGGAAGGGACCGGACCCUCUGUUUAAAAACUACGACACAAGCGUGCCGUGCAACCAGUUUUCAAUCGUUUGUGUUGCCUGCUUAUUAUUUUUGUAAAGAAACUCGGUCUAGUAACGCCUGACAGUGCUGUGUGGUAAUGCGAUCUCCAUCCCCCCCGAACACUAGCCCAUGAUCAACUCAUAUUUAAUGAGCAGAAAUCAGAAAACAUAGCUUACAUGGUCUUCAAUGGUUUUUUUUCACUGCAUAAAAUAGCCAAAUUUUGGGUUUCUUAAAUUUUUUGAACUGCAGAAAAUGUCACUUGGUGGUUUACUCUUGGCUGGACAUCAAUAGCUUAUUGCGGAGGUGCUUUUACAACAUUGCAACAUUUCUGUGCCCUGUUCCUUUACUUAAUUUGACACGAAAGAGCAGGAGAGCAGAGAGCUUUAAUAAACCCCAACAACUGACAGCAUAUAACACACAUUCAGAAUUGUGUAGCUUUGUUCUCACCCCUAUGAUGAUAGAGACCGUGAAAACUGUAUCAGUUUGGAAAUACAGGUUGUCUGACAGAUGCUUAAUGUGUUGUUGAGAGCUAUGCAAAUCCUCUACAGAGAAAAUAUGAAUGCAAUGUUAAAAUUUUGUGAAUAUGUUAUUGGGACAAACUGUAUGGGGACUCCCAAGAGCCUCGUUUAAUGCAGGUGCUUGCAGGGCUGAAGGGGAGGUCACACUAGCAGGAAAUUGCUGCGAGAAAGGAUAUGACAUCAUGUAGUUUGCGAGAUUGGGGACCAUCAUUUUAAGUGGUUGGGUAGCAGAACAGAAAUCUGCUACUAGCUAAAUAAACCUGAGAAGCUGAAAUUAUUUUCGAGCAAUUUCUACAGAGUUACCUGACGAUUCCAGCAAAUAGUUUUUCAUACCUUGCAUUCACGUAUCACAACUGAAUGGUAUAGUAGCUAGGUAUCAUUCAGCCAUGGUAAACAUGCUAGUUAGCUAGCUAGCAACAAACUACUAUCAGCUAGUAUCAUCAGCUAACUUUGACACAUCUACAGAAAUGUAAUGUCCUGUUUUGCAACUGACUGCAAACCAAGCUUCUUUUUACAUUUUGUGAUUUGGGUUUGGAUUUUCGGAGUAUGUGGGCAUGAGCAGGAUAAAGUCAUCCAGAUAUGUGAAAAUACUUGAAACAUACAUCAUGGUACACUUCGCAGGGGGAGUGGAUGAGGGCGCAGUUGAAGCCAUUUUGUUCGUCUACUUCAGAAAUUGGACAGUGGAGGGAGCAAGUCCACAAAGAUCUGGGUCACAGAGUGGCAGAGGGUGGUAGUGGAGCAGAGGAGUGGGAUGUACCCAUAAUAUGCAUCUGGCAUUUGCUCACCCUUCGCACAGUUUUGAAUAGAAGUGAAUGGAGUAUGAAUGGAGUCAAAUAAAAUAUUUGCAGAUUUUUCUGCCGGUGUGACCGCCCCUUAAGUCAAAAGGUUGAACCAUUGGCCGACUGACCAGGAGACUGCAGCUCAUCCCACUAUGGCAGUGGCCCUCACUCCUGGUCCUGGAGAGCCACAGGAUGUGCUGACUUUUGUUGUUACUCACCACUUAAUUAAAGCAGUCAAUUAUUUAACUCAAUUCACCCAAUUUAUUGGGUCUGAAUUGGUUGCUGAUAUUAAAGUGAAAACAAAAAAACUAGCACACCCUGCAGCCUCCCAGGACCAGGAGUGAGGACCACUGCACUAGGGGUAAGAUGGACUUGAGUCAACCAGUGUUCCUUGGCUUUCUGCUGCAAUAGGUCCUCCAAAUGGUGCACCGGGCACCCACAGGCCAACAGCCGUCAUCUCCUCCAACCAGGGCUAGCCUCUCUGUAGUAUUUGUCAGCCUGUCCCAUUACCCACACUGGUUUUAUCUGCUUAAGUGCAGGUUCAUAUGGCAUGAGUCCAAAAGUCUUCCCAAAUGGAGACUUGCCAAAAUGAGGGGGGAAGAACACGUUCCAAUGCAAGCUAGGCAUCGUAAAAUUGUAGCGCAUAUUAGCCCAUUUAUUAUGUCCAUAUGUCCAGUAUGAAUUAGAAUGGCUUUGAACGUAAAGGUUAGCAAUAGCCACCUAUUGGCAUCACUUGUUAGCAGCAUCCAGCACAAUUUCAUGGUGAUUGAAUUCCAUUUGUGACAUUUGUUGCCUUCACAAUUGGGAACAACAUGAGUCAAUAAGGGUAUCCCAAUGUGCAGUGAAAAUCCUCAGCAAGCAUAAGUAGCCCCUAUGCCAGGAACAAAAACCACAACUGUGCGUAAUGGGACAGGUGCUGGCAUGGAGGAGUGCACAAGUCAAGCUGCCAUACUCCCCGCAUAACCUUACACAGCAAUGACUCCGGAGGUACUACUGAUGAUUACAAAUUGGGCAGGGGGGGGAAAUAGGAGAUUGUAUUAGAUCAAUGAAAACAAUAUUGUUACUGAUUUUGUUAGAUGCUACCAAAAGUGUGGUUCUCCAAUCUUUUUAAUGUCCCCCACAAUUUCUAAUUUGAAAUUGACAGAGAAAGAGAAGUCAUUGCUCAGAUACAGUAAAACAGGACAAACCGUAGUAACCAUCAAAUAAAUCAUUUCAGGAAUGGAAACAGUAUUUGUGGAGCAAGAGAGUAAAAACAUAACAAACCUUUUACCCCAAAAGGAAAAAAGAACACAGAGAAAUGUCUGUAAGUUUUUAUUAAACCUUAAAAAUACAAACUCGAAAAGUAAAAAACAAAAAAACAAAAAAAAUAAAACCUGGCAAAUGCCAGUAUGGACCUUUCUACAUGGCAAGAAAGGCCAGAGGGUCAAAGCCAAUAAAUAAAAGGUCAGACUGUAAGCAAUAGUUUUACUGUAGAAAAAGGAAAACAACUCAGAAUACACCGUAAGGUCAUAAAAACUCGACAACCACGUUUUGUUUUUUGUGUAUUUUUUCAGGUUUUUUUGAAAACACUCAACUCCGGUUUUCAUUAAAUACUCCUAAAACAGUUCAGUCUUCUGUAAAGGACAACAACCAACAAACUGGAUUAUAGGUGGUCUUGACAGUCACCUCCAACAAGCUCAGUGCAACAUGAGUAGCUACUACGUUGUUGAAUUUUCAGUAAUGAAAAUGUAAAAACCUUUUUUCGUGAAUGAAUUUUUCCCUUUUAUUUAAAAAAGUAAAGCUAAAAAAACUAAGGGGC
This is a messenger RNA of Conger conger (European conger), 4384 nucleotides long. RefSeq names its product dysbindin-A-like. The transcript has 10 exons. NCBI's taxonomy places the organism in Eukaryota, Metazoa, Chordata, Actinopteri, Anguilliformes, Congridae. The record is from RefSeq and is a predicted model, not a curated record. Gene Ontology annotation, cellular component: neuron projection; cytoplasm; plasma membrane. Bases 199 to 1236 code for a protein of 345 amino acids. Gene Ontology annotation, biological process: negative regulation of protein kinase activity; platelet dense granule organization; anterograde synaptic vesicle transport.